Molecule: messenger RNA, 1455 nt
Organism: Arachis ipaensis
Lineage: Eukaryota; Viridiplantae; Streptophyta; Magnoliopsida; Fabales; Fabaceae
Source: RefSeq, a predicted model, not a curated record
UUUUGAUAGUAUAUAUAUAUAGAGAGAAUGAUUGAGAAAGAGAGUAAGUUCAUAUUGGAAAGUCGAAACCCUAGUGGCUCACCAACAGCCGAUUUUUUUGUUCCUUUUUUAACUUUCCAGUGCUUUACCCUAAUCCGAUCAUUUUGCUGCCGCAGCACUACCGAUCUCGUUCGAUCGGAGAGAGUGAUGGCGGAAUUGGAUGCUGCUGUGUCAAAAAAAGGAAAAACGGAGCAGGUUAAAAUGGCGAAGGAAGCGUGCAUUUGCCUCGUGUCGUAUAAAAAGUUGUUCGUGAUCAAACUAAGCAAUUUAAAGAAACAAGAAGUUGAUGUCAAAGAUUGGAAUUGUUUGCCUCCACCAGAGUUCGAGUUCGAUUUCCAUUUCAAACUUCCAAAGCUUGAUUUGUGUCCUUUCGAGUUCGACUCCAAGAUCUAUAUGGCGGUGUCCGAGGACCCGGGUAGAAAGGGGAUUGUGAAGGACUCCUGCCCUAUCUACGAAUUCAAAUUUGGGGAUGGGGAGGGCAGUUUUGAGCGUGCGGAAUCACUGGAUGAUGCACCGCUCCCUUUUGUCAAAGCAUUCAUCGCAAACACGCCAGGCUCCGGCGAUGUUUACUUCUGUAUGAAAUCACAGGGCAAAGCUUCACCUGACUGUUACGUUCUUUGUUCUGGAUCUAGAACUUGGAAACCCUUAAUCGCUCCUCCGACCGUCAGCAACCCACCUUUCCGAUAUAACAUGUUCGUCCUCGACAACAACCUCUUUCUUUCAUCGAGGGGAAAUAGAGACACCUGUUUGGCCCGCUUCGACCCCAUAAAAGAGAAUUGGACGACUGAGCCGGCCUCUGAGAACAAUCUUUCGAACUUCAUAAAGGAUAGGCUCAUUACCGGUGAUAACUACGGUCGUUUUAUUUGUCUCCCGUACAUUUCUGUGUCCCUUCCGGGUCUUGGCAGCCGCAACUACACCGUUUGCCUCACAAAUGAGUUUGUGAAUGAAUCUCCUCCUGAGGCACCUUUGCACAAGGUCUUGGCCAUUCUCGUUAACCCCCAGAAUGGCCGUGUUGCAUUAUAUCAAUACCUUGAUGAGUGUUUUGAGGGUAUUUAUCCCAGUGUGGGAGAAGAGGCCAGGUUCAAUUUUGUUGACCUUGGCAACGGGAAGCUGUGUGCAAUACUCUCUGGAGGUCUAUAUGGUUCCAAAUCUAAUUCAUUGGCGCUAUGCUUCUCAGUUUUCACACUGUCAGUGGACUUUGCAGCAUUGCAACUUGAGGUUGGGGCUCCUCCCAUGGAGCGAGAUUUCUUACAAGUGACUGUCCAUAAGAAGAGUGCCUACACCAUGGGGAUCUCCAUGCUUUCUGAUCGUAUACGCCACGCGUUUGUUUGGCCACCUAGUCAUGUUCCUAAACAAAAUAAGCUAAAGUCACAUAACCGAUGCUCAUAUUCUAUUUCUUCUGUUUCUACUAAAUAA